Striga hermonthica is the source of this 1002-nucleotide messenger RNA. Lineage: Eukaryota; Viridiplantae; Streptophyta; Magnoliopsida; Lamiales; Orobanchaceae. The record is from the annotation of a GenBank genome assembly.
AUGAGGAGUGGUGAUACGACGUCGCAGGCUCUGAGCAUAAAGUGGGGCUGUAAAGUGGAGGAUCCCAUCACUUUCAUUACACAGAAUCAAAUUCCGUCCACGAGUGAAAAAGAUGAGUUUCCGAAAAUUCAUCCGAUUAAGUUUUCAAUCUCUGCAGUUCAUGUGCUUGAAGCUUACAAGAAUCAGGAGACGAUGAUGAAAAUUGAUUUCGGUGGGCUUGAUCCAUCGGCACCUAUAAAGGGUAAUAGGGAUGAUUUGCAUGAUGAGAUUUCAGCUCCACCAUCUUUCAAGCUUCCUACUGCAGUUGAUUUUGAUGGGUUUCAGAAAGCUGCAGUACAAAUGGUGAAGCCUGCAAAGGGAACCACUACUCUGGCUUUUAUAUUUAAAGGGGGUGUUAUGGUGGCCGCCGAUUCCCGUGCCAGCAUGGGAGGAUAUAUAUCAUCACAAUCUGUCAAGAAAAUAAUUGAAAUAAACCCGUACAUGCUUGGUACGAUGGCUGGAGGAGCUGCCGAUUGCCAGUUCUGGCACAGAAAUCUCGGAAUCAAGUGCCGUUUACAUGAAUUGGCAAACAAGAGAAGAAUUUCCAUUGCUGGAGCUUCAAAGCUGUUGGCCAACAUUCUGUAUUCUUACCGAGGAAUGGGUUUAUCUGUCGGGACUAUGAUUGCUGGCUGGGAUGAACAGGGCCCUGGUCUCUACUAUGUGGACAGUGAAGGUGGACGACUUAAAGGCACCCGAUUCUCGGUUGGCUCUGGUUCGCCAUAUGCUUAUGGUGUUUUGGACAGUGGAUACCGUUUUGACAUGUCGGUUGAGGAAGCUGCCGAGCUGGCAAGACGAUCAAUCUAUCAUGCCACUUUCCGUGAUGGUGCUAGUGGUGGUGUUGCAAGCGUUUAUCACGUUGGGCCGGACGGGUGGAAGAAGCUGUCUGGAGACGAUGUUGGGGAGCUGCAUUACCAUUACUAUCCUGUUGAGCAAACGUCUGUGGAACAUGAGAUGAUUGAUUGA